This is a messenger RNA of Acomys russatus (golden spiny mouse), 8264 nucleotides long. It is a transcript of the gene Jmjd1c, whose product is annotated as jumonji domain containing 1C. Gene Ontology annotation, cellular component: chromatin; histone deacetylase complex. The transcript has 25 exons. The record is from RefSeq and is a predicted model, not a curated record. Lineage: Eukaryota; Metazoa; Chordata; Mammalia; Rodentia; Muridae. Bases 16 to 7458 code for a protein of 2480 amino acids. Gene Ontology annotation, biological process: regulation of transcription by RNA polymerase II. Gene Ontology annotation, molecular function: transcription coregulator activity; chromatin DNA binding; histone H3K9 demethylase activity.
AGGGUAGCGGCGGCUAUGGCGGUGGAGACGCGGCCCGAGCUGGUGGGGAAGCGGUUCCUGUGCGUGGCGGCCGGUGAGGACGCGCGUCCUGAGCGCGGGCAGAGCGGCUGCGGGCGCGGCUGGCGGGCGGGGGUCAUCCGAGCCGUGUCCCAUCGCGACAGUGGCCACCGGGACCUGGCGGUCUACGUGGAAUUUGAUGACCUUGAGUGGGAUAAACGGGAGUGGGUUAAAGUUUAUGAAGAUUUUUCAACUUUCUUGGUGGAAUACCACUUAAUCUGGGCCGAAAGGAAAGACCCUAGCCAGACUCAGGGAUCAAAGAGCAGACAGAUUCAGUGGCCUGCACUGGACGACAUAGACAGCCAGAAGCCCAUACUCAGGGACAACCCACAGCUGCAUGCGGAAGUGAAGGUCUGGGUGAAGGAGCAGAAGGUUCAGGAGAUUUUUAUGCAAGGUCCUUAUUCCUUAAAUGGAUACAGAGUGAGAGUAUAUAGACAAGAUUCUGCCACCCAGUGGUUUACUGGCAUAAUUACUCAUCAUGAUCUCUUCACCCGCACCAUGAUCGUUAUGAAUGAUCAGGUACUAGAGCCACAGCAUGUCGAUCCUUCUAUGGUUCAAAUGACCUUUCUAGAUGACGUCGUUCACUCUUUGUUAAAAGGUGAAAAUAUUGGCAUUACAUCACGACGCAGAUCUCGUGCCAGUCAAAAUACCAAUACUGUUCACGGUCAUUAUACACGUGCUCAAGCAAAUAGUCCCAGACCAGCAAUGAACUCUCAAGCUGCUGUACCAAAACCGAACACACACCAGCAACAGCAACAAAGAAAUGCUCGUCCAAGUAAAAGGAAGGGCUCGGACAGCAGUAUGCCUGACGAAGAGAAGAUGAAGGAAGAAAAAUAUGAUUAUAUAUCACGAGGAGAAAAUCCUAAAGGUAAAAACAAACAUGUGAUGAGUAAAAGAAAGAAACCUGAGGAGGAUGAAAAGAAACUUAACACAAAAAGGUUUCGGACUGACAAUGUUUCAGAUGCCUCCGAGAGCAGUGACUCAGAAAAUUCAAGUAAGAAAAUAACUGAUAAUUCCUCUGGACAAACACAAGAGUUUGAGCUGAAAAAUAAAAUCACUUCAAAGGUAAACGGAGAAGAAGGAAAGCCCCAGGUUGCUGAGACGGCAGGAGAAGCGCCCCUAACGGAUAAUUCAUCUCACUGGGAUCAGAUGCAGGAAGAGAAAACCCAUGAAGAAGGGGAAAAGCUGAAAUCCAUGGACGGCCACCUUCAAGAAAACAUGGCUCUCCGUCCAUCAGAACAGGCCAUAGCUGCUGACCAUGAUUCUAAUAAUUCAGGUCUUCAAGAAUGCAAUAUGGAAAAUAAACACACGGUAGAAUUAUUACCAAAGGAGAAGUUAGCAUCCAGAACACCGACACCCAAAUGUGUUGUGGAUAUCAAAAAUGAAAUUCAUUCAGACAGGAUGGAUCAGGAAAAUUUAAAUACUUUUGGCCUCCAGACACAUGAGAACAUGGAUCCAAAUGUCAGUGAUUCCAAACAUUCAAAUGCUAAAUACCUAGAAACAGCAAGGCAAGAUUCUGACCAGAGCUGGGUCAAUGAUUUGGUGAAAGUGGAUUUAACUCAAUCAAGUGUUAUAAAUGCUUCUUCAGGAAAUGGUCACCGAGAUGUGGAUAAAGAGAGAAAUCACUAUGUUUCCUACAUGUCUUCAUUAAGCUCAGUUUCUGUCGCAGAAGAUCCGCUGCAUAAGCGAAGUCCACCCCCAGAAACUAUAAAGUCUAAGCUAGCUACUUCAGGAGACACUCAGAAGAGAAAAUCCAGUUCUUCGCCUGAGGUUGUUAAACCCAAGAUGACCCAGUCUCCUGAUUGUGUAAAGCCUAAGGCUGCUUACGGGGACAACCAGGCUAUUAGUGAGAGAAGGCUGGCAGCUAAAGUAGAACAUGAGUUAUCCAGAUGUAGUUUCCAUCCAGUUCCUGCUCGAGGUAGUGCUUUGGAAACUACGAAGAGCCCUCUAAUCAUUGAUAAAAAUGAGCAUUUCACAGUUUAUAGGGAUCCUGCUCUUAUUGGAACAGAAACGGGAACUAAUCACAUUUCACCAUAUUUGAGCCAGCACCCCUUCCCUCUUCAUUCCUCAUCCCACAGAACCUGUUUAAACCCAGGUACCCAUCACCCUGCCUUAACGCCAGGACCCCACUUACUAGCUGGGGCGUCUAGUCAAGCUCCAUUACCCACCAUCAACACUCACCCCCUCACUAGUGGUCCACACCAUUCUGUCCAUCACCCACACUUACUUCCCACUGUGUUACCUGGAGUGCCUACUGCCUCUUUGCUUGGUGGCCACCCACGCCUGGAGAGUGCUCAUGCCAGUAGCUUGAGCCAUUUAGCACUAGCACACCAGCAGCAGCAACAGUUGUUACAACACCAGUCACCUCAUCUUCUCGGACAAGCCCAUCCUUCUGCUUCAUAUAAUCAGCUUGGACUUUAUCCAAUUAUUUGGCAAUAUCCAAAUGGAACACAUGCAUACUCAGGACUUGGUCUGCCUUCUUCUAAGUGGGUUCAUCCAGAAAAUGCAGUUAAUGCUGAAGCUUCAUUAAGGAGGAAUUCUCCCAGUCCUUGGUUACAUCAACCCACUCCUGUGACCUCAGCGGAUGGUAUUGGAUUGCUUAGUCACAUUCCUGUCAGACCUUCCAGUGCAGAACCUCAUCGACCUCAUAAGAUUACAGUGCAUUCCAGUCCACCUCUGACAAAGACUUUAGCCGAUCACCAUAAAGAGGAAUUGGAGAGGAAGGCUUUUCUGGAACCAUUACGGUCUAAUGCAUCCACAUCAGUAAAAAGUGACCUGGAUCUUAAUAGGUCCCAAGCAGGAAAAGAUUGUCACUUGCAUAGGCAUUUUGUGAGCCAGAGGCUUCCCCAGGAGACUGGAGAGAGGCUGAACAAGUACAAGGAGGAGCAUCGUCGGAUUCUUCAGGAAAGUAUUGAUGUUGCUCCAUUUACAAGCAAAAUCAAGGGGCCUGAGGCUGAACGAGAGAAUUACUCCCGCGCAGCUCCAUCGUCUUCGAGUCCUAAGACUCACACUGUCAAGCAGGAUAAAGAUGUAGACCGCUCGGUGUCGGAGCUUUACAAGAUGAAGCACUCAGUGCCCCAGAGUAACUAUUUCACUACACUAUCUAACAGUGUGGUCAAUGAGCCACCAAGAUCCUACCCAUCCAAAGAAGCUUCAAACAUUUACACUGAAAAACAGAAUAAUAAUCUUUCUGCAGCAGCCAGUCCUCAAACUCUUUCAUUUAUAUCAUCUCUUUCAAAGCCUCCACCUUUAAUUAAACACCAACCAGAGAGUGAAAGUUUAGUAGGCAAGGUACCAGAUCAUCUUCCCCAUCAGAUUGCAUCUCACUCAGUAACAACUUUCAGAAAUGAUUGUAGGAGUCCUACUCAUUUGACUGUUUCCUCUACAAAUGCACUCCGAAGUAUGCCUGCUUUGCAUAGGGCGCCAGUGUUCCACCCGCCAAUCCAUCCCAGCUUGGAAAGGAAGGAAAGCAGCUACAGCAGUCUUUCCCCUCCGACCCUCACCCCAGUGAUGCCAGUAAAUGCUGGUGCCAAACUUCAAGACUCUCAGAAGCCUCCAACUCUGAUGCCUGAGCCAAAAGACUCUCAGGCAAACUUUAAGAGUUCUUCUGACCAGAGCCUAACAGAAAUGUGGAGAGCUAAUAACAACCUCAACAAGGAAAAAGCUGAAUGGCCCAUGGAAAAAGGUAGUGGAAAGUCACAGGCCGCUGUGGCAUCUGUCAUUGUCCGUCCACCUUCGAGUACAAAAGUUGAUGGUGUGCCACCUGUACCAUUAGUUUCUAAAGAUCGAGUUUGUGAAAGAUCUUCAUCUGGCGCAAGUAAAACAGAUUACCUCAAACCAGAAGCUGGAGAGACUGGACGAAUCAUUCUACCAAAUGUGAAUUUAGAAAGUGCUCAUGUGAGAUCUGAAAAAAACUCUGAAGCUGUCUCCCAGGGCAGUGUUCCCAUUUCAGUCAUGUCUGCUGUAAAUGUAGUCUGUAAUACCAAAACAGAUGUGUUCACAUCUGCUGCUGCUACUACCACCAGUGCUUCCAGCUUGGGUGGUUCAGAAGCAGUUUAUUCCUUAUCAAGUACCAUUUUGGCCUCUUCAUCCUUAGAAUGUACUUCUUCAAAAAGUGGGAGUCAGUCAGUGGUGCCAGCAAGGGAAUGCAAAGUCAGCACCACAGUUCCAGUCACUCUGGCUUGUAGUAAGACAGGAAGUGGUGUUCAGCCUGGCUCUGGCUUUUCAGGCACAACUGAUUUUAUUCAUUUGAAAAAGCACAAGGCAGCAUUGGCUGCAGCUCAGUAUAAAAAUAGUAAUGUCAGUGAGGCUGAACUUAAUACUGUGAGAAAUCAGACAGCGGCAGCCUCUCUUCCCCUGGAUAGCACCAUGAUCUGUGGUGCAAGUAACAAAGCAAUCUCUGUAGGAAAUGGGCCAGCAGCCCAGACCAGUCAGCCCAACUACCACACUAAAUUGAAGAAGGCCUGGCUCACCAGACAUUCAGAAGAAGAUAAAAAUACUAACAAAACAGGAAAUUCAGGGAAUUCUGUAUCAGAAAUUAUUAAGCCAUGUUCUGUCAACUUAAUAGCCUCCACAUCUAAUGAUAUACAAAAUAGCGUAGAUAAGUAUGGAAGAGAUGAAAAAGUCAGUAGGAGGAAAGCCAAAAGAACUUACGAGUCUGGCUCUGAAACUGGAGACUCAGAUGAAAGUGAAAGCAAGUCAGAGCAAAGGACUAAAAGGCAGCCUAAGCCAACUUAUAAAAAGAAGCAGAACGAUUUGCAGAAAAGGAAAGGUGAGAUUGAAGAAGACGCAAAACCCAAUGGAGUUCUCAGCAGGAGUGCCAAAGAAAAAAGCAAACUGAAGUUGCAGAACAGUAAUAGUGCUGGCAUUCCUCGUUCAGUGUUGAAAGACUGGCGGAAAGUCAAAAAGCUGAAGCAGACUGGAGAAUCCUUUCUGCAGGAUGACUCUUGCUGUGAGAUAGGGCCCAACUUACAAAGGUGCCGAGAAUGUAGACUUGUUCGUAGUAAAAAAGGAGAGGAGUCAGCUCACUCUCCAGUGUUCUGCAGGUUUUACUACUUCAGAAGAUUGUCCUUUAGUAAGAAUGGAGUGGUCAGGAUAGAUGGUUUCUCUUCUCCUGACCAAUAUGACGAUGAAGCCAUGAGCUUAUGGACACAUGAAAAUUAUGAAGAUGAUGAAAUAGACGUUGAAACCUCUAAAUAUAUCUUGGAUAUAAUAGGUGAUAAGUUCUGUCAAUUAGUAACAUCAGAAAAAACAGCUUUGUCCUGGGUGAAAAAAGAUGCCAAAAUUGCCUGGAAAAGAGCAGUACGGGGUGUCCGGGAGAUGUGUGACGCGUGUGAAGCAACACUGUUCAACGUCCACUGGGUUUGCCGCAAGUGUGGAUUCGUGGCUUGCUUGGAUUGUUACAAGGCCAAGGAGAGAAAGAGCUCCAGAGAUAAAGAGUUAUAUGCUUGGAUGAAGUGUGUGAAAGGACAGCCUCAUGAUCAUAAACAUUUAAUGCCAACUCAAAUUAUACCUGGUUCUGUGUUGACAGAUCUUCUUGAUGCCAUGCACAUUCUUAGGGAAAAAUAUGGUAUUAAAUCCCAUUGCCACUGUACUAACAAACAGAAUUUACAAGUUGGAAAUUUUCCUACAAUGAAUGGUGUGUCUCAAGUGCUUCAGAAUGUCCUUAAUCACAGUAGUAAAACUCCCCUGUGUGUGCCCGAGUCUCAGCAGCAGGACACCCCCCAGAAGUCUCAGAGUAACGGCAGUAGCAGCCCUGGAAGUGUGAGCACAGACAGUAGAUUGACACCCCCGGAGUCCCAGUCCCCGCUGCACUGGCUAGCCGACCUUGCUGAGCAAAAAGCCAGAGAGGAAAAACAAGAAAACAAAGAAUUUGCUCUUGAAAAAGAAAUUAAAGAAGAUGGAGAAGAAGAUGCCUCUGAUUCUCCAAAUGGCAGCACAUCACCUCCAGCAUCCCAGAACAGUGAACAGGGCUCCACCCUCCGCGAUCUGCUGACCACAACAGCUGGCAAGCUUCGUGUGGGCUCCACAGACGCUGGCAUCGCCUUUGCGCCAGUGUAUUCAAUGGGACCCUCAAGUGGCAAAAGCGGACGGAGUAUGCCUAACAUUCUUGAUGACAUCAUUGCUUCAGUUGUUGAAAACAAAAUUCCACCAAAUAAAACAUCCAAGAUAAAAUCAGAGCCUAAUGAAGAACCUAAAGAAAGCCAACACUCUGCCGAGAAUGAAAGCAAUAAGUUACACAGUGAUAUUCCACAUUCUUGGAUGUGUGACCAGCAUAUUUUAUGGCUUAAGGAUUACAAGAACAGCAAUAACUGGAAACUUUUCAAAGAGUGCUGGCGACGAGGACAGCCUGCAGUGGUUUCCGGCGUGCAUAAGAAAAUGAACAUUAGCUUGUGGAAGGCAGAGUCAAUUAGUCUGGACUUUGGGGACCACCAAGCUGAUCUCCUGAACUGCAAAGACAGCAUUGUUUCAAAUGCCAAUGUUAAGGAGUUCUGGGAUGGUUUUGAAGAAGUUUCAAAACGUCAGAAAAACAAAAGUGGAGAAACAGUAGUGUUAAAGUUGAAAGACUGCCCAUCUGGAGAAGACUUCAAAACCAUGAUGCCAGCAAGAUAUGAAGACUUUUUAAGAAGUCUGCCAUUGCCAGAAUAUUGCAACCCAGAAGGGAAGUUAAAUUUGGCCUCUCAUUUGCCUGCGUUCUUUGUACGCCCUGAUCUAGGACCCAGGUUGUGCAGUGCGUAUGGUGUUGCUGCUGCUAAGGAUCAUGAUAUAGGAACCACAAACCUUCACAUUGAAGCUUCUGACGUUGUGAAUAUUCUUGUCUAUGUCGGCAUAGCAAGAGGAAAUGGUGUUCUCUCAAAAGCAGGAAUACUUAAGAAAUUUGAAGAAGAAGAAUUGGAUGAUAUUUUAAGGAAAAGAUUAAAGGAUUCGAGUGAAAUACCUGGUGCUCUAUGGCAUAUUUAUGCUGGCAAAGAUCUUGACAAGAUAAGGGAAUUUCUUCAAAAGAUUUCAAAAGAACAAGGCCUGGAAGUUCUGCCAGAGCAUGAUCCAAUACGGGACCAAAGCUGGUAUGUGAAUAGAAAGCUCCGCCAGCGGCUGCACGAGGAGUACGGAGUGAGAGCCUGCACUCUGAUUCAGUUCCUUGGCGAUGCGAUUGUUCUGCCAGCAGGAACACUUCAUCAGGUACAAAAUUUUCACAGCUGUAUUCAGGUGACUGAAGACUUUGUCUCUCCAGAACACCUCGUACAGUCCUUUCACUUAACACAGGAGCUGAGGCUGCUGAAGGAGGAAAUCAAUUAUGAUGAUAAAUUACAGGUGAAGAAUAUCUUGUAUCAUGCAGUAAAAGAAAUGGUGAGAGCUUUGAAGAUGCAUGAGGAUGAAGUGGAGGACAUACAGGACACUUAAGUGUGGUUGGAACUGGGAUGCCUGUUGAGUGACAAUAGGUUUGACUUGAGCUCCAUUAAACCAUCAGUGCCAAGAAAUUCUCUUUGUAGUAAUUACUUGCUACUGACACCAUACCAGUAUAGCAUUAUGUCACAGCCCCUGUGAUUCAGUGCUACCUAUAAAACAAGCUGAAUUUAAAAGCAGCACUAGAUAGCUGCUCCUGUAUCAUAGUGUAUCUGAUGUUUGUGAAGAUGCCAGAUUUAAAAUGAUGUAUUUAUUUUUGGUAAAAAACAAAACAAAAAAAUCUAUGCUAUAUUGUUGAUCAAGUGUAAAUGUGCUCUUGUACAGUUUAAUAAAUAACCGAUAUUUUUCACUACAUUGAGACAGUUACUGUGAGACUAGGACACAAACACCAGCUGUUGCCUGCGUUUGGAAAAUUGCUGGAUUGCACAGCAGUCAUGUCAUAAUCAGAAAAUUACUGCCAAAUAAUUGUAAAAUGUGUAAAAUACAAAGUAUAUAAAGUAGAUACUAAACUCAGACACUUCAAUAUUUUGUUGAAGCUAUUGACUGUACAAUUAAACAUUUUCAAAAGGUGUAAUUUAUUUAAAAUUGUCUCAUUUUGGUAAAAUUUAUGUGAACUUUUAAAGCUAAAUAUUAAACUUAAUAUGCUAUGUAAAUAUAUACAUAUAUACAUUUAAGGAUGUAUUUUUUUAAAACAUUGGCUUGCUUUUGUUAAAGUGCAAGUGUUACAUAUGGCUUUGUACAUUACAGUUGAAAGGGGUUUUACAUUUUCCAUUAAAAGACUUUUAUCAAGAAGCUGGCUGUUA